Molecule: messenger RNA, 880 nt
Organism: Pomacea canaliculata
Lineage: Eukaryota; Metazoa; Mollusca; Gastropoda; Architaenioglossa; Ampullariidae
Product: testis-expressed protein 11-like
Exons: 8
Coding region: 167-796 (209 amino acids)
Biological process (GO): male meiosis chromosome segregation; meiotic cell cycle; synaptonemal complex assembly
Cellular component (GO): central element
Molecular function (GO): protein binding
Source: RefSeq, a predicted model, not a curated record
CCCAGACCUUGAAAAGUGGGCUAGUAGAGAGGGCAAACAGAGAUUCUCCAAAUAUGGACAAUCAGUCUGGUACAACACAGGAUAAGCCUUCUCUGGAAGAGAUUGCUUUAAGAUUCUUACCUACUGGGCAGAGGUGUACUGUGGACAGGAUAGGCAGGAAGAAGCUAUGCAGUGUGUCUACAGAGCCAAAGAUCUUCUUUUCGGGCACCUAAAAGAGUCACAGGCAAUGUAUCUUGGAUACUUGUGUUACAACUUUGGAGUAAGCGCUUAUGAAAAGAACGAUUAUCUGCACUGCAUCUUCUGGUUAAGAGAGAGCUAUGACCUGGGAAAAACUUCGGGAAUGUCCAACAGGGCCAAGGCUAAAACCCUGAGAUUACUGGCAACUGCCUACUUAGACGGGAAAGACACAGGCUAUCUGGAAAAGGCUCUCAGCGCUGUCACUUUGGCGAACACCGAGUUUCAGCAUCCUGCAGGACUGUUCUUAUGGAUACACAUUCUUCUUGAGUCUAAGAAGGACCAAUCAGUUAUCAAAGCUGGUGUAAAUGAACUACUUCAACAUAGUGAGUGCAGCAUAGACAUCUGUCAUAACCUUCUCCUUCUACUUCAGCAAUACAGUGCAGACUUGGAGGGGUGUCCCUUCUCUGAAACUGCUCUUCUGCGAUAUCAGAACAGUCCGGAGUACGGACACUUGAAAGUAGCUUAUCUCAUGCUCAUUUUAAGGUUCAGUGUUAACGACGCCAAAUUGUUCGCUAGAGACAGCAUCAUAGCUGAAGGGCAGAUACGCGGACGCUCUUGACUGGUAUAACUACUCGCUCAGUCUGCACAACACCAGCGGAGAAGACUUGGUUCAGUCUAACUUAGUCAAACUACACAGAAACAG